AUGAAUGAUAAACGAUUACGAAGUCAUGGACAUUCAACUCAAACAUCACGUUUGAGUAAUUAUUCAGGACAACAUUUCGAUUUUAUGGAUACACAUCAUUCGGUUUUUUCAAGAAAUAGUUAUUAUAAUGAUAUGCAUUCAGUUCAUCCAUGGUCACGUCGUCCAUGUUCACGUUUUUCUGGUAUUCCAUUUACUACAUUACGUGCUAAAUCUUGUUCAGCACGUCUUGAAGAUUUAUCAAGACCAAAAAUAAAACGUGAUCGACUUAUUCGACAAGAAUUUUUUGAUAAUAUAACAAAUUAUGCCUAUAGUGGUGUUAAACCAGCAGCAUUAACAGCUCGAUAUUCACAACGUUUAGCUAAACUCGCUCAACCAAAAACCACACCAACUGGUUAUAAAGAUGCUUAUAUACUUCCAAAAGCAGUAUCUGAACAAGCACUAUCUGUUCAAGCAACAGAUCGAAUUUGUGAAUUAGCUAAACCACGUCGUGGUAUAAUUCUACUUCAUACAGCAUGGAAAAAUCAACAAAAAUAG
This is a messenger RNA of Rotaria sordida, 534 nucleotides long. The record is from the annotation of a GenBank genome assembly. Lineage: Eukaryota; Metazoa; Rotifera; Eurotatoria; Philodinida; Philodinidae.